CAAUGCGUUUUCGUUCAUUCACUUUACAUGCUUUCAACUUCAACUCUCUUGUAAUUUUUGAAUUGGAACAGUGUCACAUGUAUAAAUACUAAAUACAAAGGCCAUAUUAUAUUUUAACUGUUUAACUUUUAUUACAAAUAGUUGAAAGAGUAGUUUUCGUAGUUGUUUGAUCUUCUAUUCUAACCUUAAAAAUUAAAAAGUGACAAAACUGUGUUCGGCUAAACAAACGUUUUGAAGAAAUAUUACAAUAAUUCGUAUCGAAAAGGGAUUAUAGUGUUAUAAAACCUGGCUAAAAAUGGCUUUAAAUAUUCUAACGAAACUACUAAGAAGGAGGUGUUUACGUAAAUUGUUAUCAGAAGGGUCACAAUUUUCUAGUGAGCUAACUUCAGUAAACUUACUGAAGACUGCCUGCAUACCUUAUUCCACUGUAAAUCAUGAACAUAUAUUACGGCAAUAUAGGAUAAAAACACUAUUCAACCAUCAGUAUUAUUCUACUAAACCGGCUCACCAAAAUGAAAUUGAUGAUUACCGCAAUGAACACAAUAUCACAGUUAUUGGGGAAGACAUACCCAAUCCAUAUAUGGAGAUAGAAAAAAGUGGCUUCCCUGAAUACAUUAAAUCAUUCCUGAAAGAACAGGGCUUCUCGAAACCUACAGUCAUACAGUCACAAGGAUGGCCUAUUGCUAUGAGUGGGCAAAACUUUGUUGGGAUAGCACAAACUGGUACUGGCAAAACCUUAGCUUAUUUGUUACCAGCUGUAGUUCAUAUCAAAGAGAAAAAGGCAAAGAAAGGAUUGGGACCCAUUGUUCUAGUUCUUGCACCAACUAGAGAACUUGCUCGACAGAUUGAGGAGGUGGCAAAGGAUUUUGAAAAAUCUCUGAACAUCCGAAGUGUCUGUGUAUAUGGAGGGGCAAGCCGUUCAGUGCAAGCUGAGAAACUAAGCAAAGGAGUGGACAUUCUUAUAGCUACUCCAGGCAGGCUGAAUGACUUCAUUGUGAGCAAAACUAUAUCACUAAGUCGUUCCACAUAUGUGGUACUAGAUGAAGCAGACAGGAUGUUAGACAUGGGUUUUGAACCCCAAAUUCGACAAGCUCUAGAAGGUGUGCCACUAGAAAGGCAAAUUUUGAUGUUUUCUGCAACAUGGCCUAAAGAAGUCAGACACUUAGCUAAGGACUAUCUCGGGGAGUUUGUACAAGUUAAUGUGGGAUCAACUGAACUGUCCGCAAACCAUAACAUUAAACAGCAUGUCCAUAUUUGUGAUGCAGAGGACAAGAUGAACUUGUUUAAGUCUCUAAUACAUGAAAUAUCAGGUGAUGGAUUUGGUAAAAUGUUAAUUUUCUCUAACACAAAGAAGUUUGUGGAUACUUUGGCACUGACCCUGAGAAGGAAUGGUUGGCCAGCAGAUGGCAUUCAUGGAGAUAAAACACAAUUACAAAGAGACAAGAUUAUCAAUAAGUUUAAAUCUGGAGGCACUAAUAUUUUAGUUGCUACCGAUGUUGCUGCUCGAGGUCUUGAUGUGGAUGGUGUGACACAUGUCAUCAACUAUGAUUUCCCGAAUACUUCUGAAGACUACAUCCACAGGAUUGGGCGCACCGGUCGUCAGGCCAACAAAGGAGUCUCACAUACCAUACUCACUGAUGAUGAUGCAAGACAAGCUAAAAGCCUUAUUGAUGUUCUCAAGGAAGCUAACCAGCAAGUACCACAAGAAUUAGAAGACCUGGCUCGUUCCCAUGACAUUACGAAAGAAAAAGAAAGGCAAUCAAAAUGGAACCCCAGACAGAACAACUACAAUAAAUACAGUACAAACAACUACAAUAAAUACAAUUCAAACAACUACAACAAAUACAAUACAAAUAAAAAAUUCAAUAGAUUUAAAAGCUUCAAGAGUAGUAGAUAUGAUGAUUACUAAUUGUAAUCGUAAUAUGUGAUGUACCUUACCUAGGCCAUUUAGUUUAUUAUGUAUUCUCAAUGAGUUAUGAUGUAGUGCAAUAUAUGUUUUAAUUGCA
Molecule: messenger RNA, 2006 nt
Organism: Helicoverpa armigera (cotton bollworm)
Lineage: Eukaryota; Metazoa; Arthropoda; Insecta; Lepidoptera; Noctuidae
Exons: 5
Coding region: 296-1909 (537 amino acids)
Cellular component (GO): ribonucleoprotein complex; nucleus; cytoplasm
Molecular function (GO): RNA helicase activity; RNA binding; ATP binding
Source: RefSeq, a predicted model, not a curated record